Molecule: messenger RNA, 668 nt
Organism: Pelecanus crispus (Dalmatian pelican)
Lineage: Eukaryota; Metazoa; Chordata; Aves; Pelecaniformes; Pelecanidae
Source: RefSeq, a predicted model, not a curated record
AGGCCAAGUACUUGACCAAGAAGACCCAGGCUGCAAGCGUGGAGGCUGUGAAGAUGCUGGAUGAGAUCCUGCUGCAGCUUUGCACCUCCGUGCCCGUGGACGUGAUGCCUGGUGAGUUUGACCCCACCAACUACACGCUGCCCCAGCAGCCGCUGCAUCACUGCAUGCUGCCCCUCGCCAGUGCCUACUCCACGCUCCAGCUGGUCACCAACCCCUACCAGGCCGAUGUGGACGGCAUCAGGUUUUUGGGGACGUCAGGGCAAAACGUCAGUGACAUCUUCAAAUACAGCAGCAUGGAUGACUACCUGGAGAUCCUGGAGUGGACGCUGCUGGCAGGACACAUCAGCCCCACGGCCCCAGACACCCUGGGCUGCUACCCCUUUUACAAAUCGGACCCUUUCAUCCUCACCGAGUGCCCUCACGUCUACUUCUGCGGCAACGCUCCCCGCUUCCAGUCCAAGCUGCUCAAAGGGGAGGACGGGCAGCAGGUCCUGCUGGUGACGGUGCCUGCCUUCAGCACCACGCAGACCGCCUGCCUCAUCAACCUGCGUGACCUCAGCUGCCAGCCCAUCAGCUUCUCCGGCUUCGGGGCCGAGGACGAUGACGGGGACAUGGAGGUCGGGCACUGACUGAGCAGGCAGGGCGCGGACUCGAUAAACCCCUGGCCU